Bombyx mandarina (wild silkworm) is the source of this 1221-nucleotide messenger RNA. It is a transcript of the gene loj, whose product is annotated as p24 family member logjam. The record is from RefSeq and is a predicted model, not a curated record. Lineage: Eukaryota; Metazoa; Arthropoda; Insecta; Lepidoptera; Bombycidae.
CUUCUUUUGAACCUUUCACUUUCACAUGCUAUCUGCCUCUCUGUCACACACGUCAUAUUUAAAUAAAAACAUGGCAUUCAGGACGUGGCAUUUGUCUACAGUGAUAACAUUAUUAUUUAUUGUUUUAUCACAUGAAGGCGAUGGUUUAUCAUCGUCAGCAGCACCAUGGUACGAAAAUCUACCUGCCGUUACCAUGGAUUACAAAGUCCACCUCGAUGCUGGGAAGGAAGAUUGUUACUUUCAAUAUGUUCAACCCGGUGCCACUUUCUACGCCAGUUAUCAGGUGUUGAAAGGAGGUGACGGCAUGUGCGGGUUCGCUGUCCGUCAUCCAAAUGGCAAAAUAGUUCAUCCAUAUGAAUGGAGACAAAGUGCAGAGUAUGCUGAUCAAUCAUCAUCAGGCGGCUACUAUGCUGUGUGUAUUGACAACCAAUUCUCAAGGUUUGCUGGAAAAUUAGUUAAUCUGUACUUGUCGGUGAUCAGAUACGAUAUGUGGGAGAAGUAUGCGAAAGAGGUUGAGGAACUGGACAUGAAUAUCAAAAAUUUUACUUCUUCCAUUCAGUUUGUGGAGAGGAACAUUAAUGACAUACUGCAGUACCAGUAUCACUCGAGGGCGAGAGAAUCUCGUGAUUACAACCUGCUGUUAGACAACAAUAUUUAUGUACUUAGGUGGUCAAUAAUACAAAUCAUAGCAGUGACGGCAACCGGCACUCUUCAGGUUUACUUUUUAAGAAAGCUGUUUGAAGUUAAAGACAACUCCUCAAAGACUCGGAUAUGAUUUUAUUUAUUUUAAAGUGUUUCCUUUUCUAUAUUUCUUGACUGACUCUUAUCAUUCCAAACGACGUUGAAGUUUUAAUAUUUUUCAACUGGUCAAUACUCUUUUUUUAUUUUUAUUUUUUUCUGCUGGCAACAUUAUCCUAAAUGGUGUUACGCAAGUUACUAGAAUUUUAUUAAGGUUAUACUCAGCUAGUUUUUAAAAUGGAAAUGUUCUUUAUGAAUAUGUAGUACAUACAUACAGUAUCAAUUUUUUAAAAUAAUUAAGCGGCAUUACUUUUUCAGUUAAAAUUAAAAUUUCUAAAUGGGAAUAAAACCUUUCUUUUAUGUUAAUAGCUCUCAAUUGUUCUUCUUUCUUUCUAUUAGACAUGCAAUAUUGCUUAAUUUUAAUGUUUAUCAGGAAAACAUUUGUUAGGCAUUCUUUUCUAAUGACUGUCAAUCAAAUUGUUU